GCUCUCUCUCUCACAAACACACACACUCUCUCGUACCUCCACUAUCCUGUCACAACGACAACAGCUGCUACGACGACGACGACGACGACAACAACAACAACGACAACAACAACAGCAGCAGCAGCAGCAGCACGCAAUAUUAAUAAUAAACCUUAUUUUCUCUUGAAUUUUUUAACACACUCGCUCGCUUUGAGUCGGUUUGAGUCGGCAUAAGACAGGGCAAUAUGCCAAAAAGUGACGACAAACACGCACUUGAUCGCGAAGUGACCACAAUGUAUCAACACACGUUCCUCAAUCAGCCCCGUUCACAUUCCCGUCGCACUGCAAGUACGGGUGCUGUCACUGACACUGCACCGCAGCAUUGCUGCUUCAACUGUAACCAGCCUUGUGUACGAAGCGAUCGCUCACCUAUUCAGGCACUCGGUCGAAUAUACCAUUAUCAAUGUUUUGUGUGCGAGGACUGUCAAAUGCCGGUGACAGACAAAUACUACGCGCUGGAUCAUGACACUAUUCCACGGUCGAUCGUAUGCGAGCGACACUACUAUACCCGGCUCAACAAUAUCUGUCGCCAGUGCGGCGAGCCACUACAAGAGGAUGCGCCACUUGAGAUGAUCGACGGACACAAGUACCACCAGCAGUGCAUACGCUGUCCCGGCUGUUUCUUGGCGAUACAGGCACAGCAACAGCACCAGCUGAAACGAAGCAGUAGAAUCAUGCGCAGCAGUCGCAACAGCACUAGCAGCAGCGACUACUAUGUCGACGACAGCAAAGAAAAGUUCGUGUAUGGAGCACGGUCGUACUGUCGAUACCAUUUCUCGCUGCUACGCGGCACGGCCUGUGUAGGCUGCGGACAAGCCGUGCUAUGCCAACCCGUGCAUGACCGAGACAAUCCAGAGCGAUGGUGGCACCACGAAUGCUUCAUGAUACAAAAGUAUUGGAACGUCAAACUAGCUGAUGAAAGAAAAGAUCACCAUGGCAUCUUCCUGAUGAUGAGCCCAGACGAGUUGAUGAAAUCACAGGCCACCAUCGAGCACAAGCGCAGGUUCGUCUACAGCGAGCUCAAAGGCUUCGAGGACGCUCUUGCUGCAUCUAUCUCGGACAUGGCAGUCGACAUCACAGCAGGUGCCUAUCGUGAGAGCAUCCAAAUGGCCAAUCAGCUCGCUUGGCACCUUCGGGUCUUGUUUUCGGCCCAUCAGAAGAUCCAUGCCUUGUAUGAAGAGCACAAGCCCCCUCCUCCUCUGCCUCCUUCUCAUCACAGCCAACUCCAUCAUCCCCAUCAGAAGCACCAGGAGCAAGUCUACGAGUGUGACAAAUGGUCUCGGAUCAUCGGUGCGCAGGUGCUUCAGCUCUUUGAUUUGGUCGAUGCCAAGAGCGGCCAUCGCCCCAGCAACAACGGCUACCACCAGCGAGAGGACUUUACUAAAGACGUUGUGCGCUUUGUCACUCUACUCGCGUCUAACCUAAAGGAGUGUCUGCGUGUCGGAAUCAUUGAGACGCUUAAAAUGGAGCACGAAUAUGGCGUCAAAGAUGCUAUACUCACGUUUCUUGAGGAAUUCGUGACACUCAAGAAAAGCAGGACGAGCAUUUCGGGGCGGUAUUAUCUCAAAGAUGCACCCUUUCCUAUUGCUGCGACUGGCAACAUAAAAAAUAACAGCAGCAUGAACGGCGAUGAACCGAACCGUAUCAUUGCCCAGCAAGAUCAGUGUCACCAAUGUCAAAUGGUCAUUGAGGACGCGUGCUGGCAGUUUCAACAUGCUCGAUGGCACACACAGUGUCUGAUCUGCAGUAGUUGCAAGCAAUCCAUAGACCCGCCAUUUAACGCACGGAUAGGAGUCCAUCAGCACCAGCAUCAGCGUCAACAACAACAACAACAACAGUCGUCAAUAAUAACGGCGGACACAAAGCAACAGCAUGCAGAAUCGAACUUGAUUUUGCUCUGCGACCGCUGCACCAUCGAUCCACGAAAGCGACGGAACUACACGAUGCAGCAAGCACCGCUUUCCCGCGUAACCCAGCUCGAACAAUGUAUGCACCUCUUGCGCGUCGCAGUGGCACGAGUCCACCAGCGUCCCAUCGGCAAAAAAGGCUUGCCCGCCAACAACAACAACAGUAGCAGUCAGAAGCUGCAGCUACACCAGCACCACCACCAGCUCCAACAGAAGCAGCAGCAGCAACAGCAACAGGAGCAGCAUGUAAAUAAAGAGUAUCAGCAUCCACCCAUGAUCGGCAAACAGCCUCCAUCUUCUUCUCCUUCUCCUGCUCGACGAAUGACUCUCGACUCUUCCCCAGCUGUUGCUCGAUUCCAACAUCAAGAACCAGUCGCCACUGCUGCUGCUGCUGCUGCCACUGCUGCCCUGGGUCCGUUAUUUGUGCGCAACAACAAUGCUGUAAAGCGCUCCAAAUCUGCGCAGGCCGACUUUGAUAUUGCCAGUUCCUUGCCACGACGCGUCGCAACCAUCUCCAACCAACAACAACUCUCACCGUCUUCAUACCACCACCGCGACGACCACCACACGACCACCACCACCACCACCGCUGCCACAACCCUUGAUAAUAACAAGAUGUUCUCUACAGUCUCAUCACUGUCAGGCAAGAAGCUAGGCACAACACUAAGACGAGCGCUGAGCACAGGUCGGCCACAGCAACAGCAGUCGCCACGGUUACAAACCAUCUUUGGCAAUGGCAAUAAUGCUGCUAACAACAACGACAAGGAAUAUAGCAAUUCACCGACAACACCACUACCAACUGCGCCUGCGACUGAGCCUGGUGGCCCGUACUGGCUUGCAGAACUGACGACGAUCCAGGACUCGAUUAUAAGGAGUCUCGCAGCGCUAUAUAUCGAACGCCAUGUCAGCCUCUACUUUGAAUUCGAGGAGUUGCUUUCACUACUAGAGUGCAAAAAGGAGUCGCUUUGGGGCAAGGUCAAGAUGCACUUUCGCAACAGCAGCUCCAGACAGCCGUCGCCCUCGUCGUCAAUAGACACCAGCAAUGGCAAAGUGUUUGGCGCACCACUGAUGGCUGUUUUGUCGCGAGAGAAAGUACCACACCCGCAUCACUACGACCAUCGGACACGUGCUGCAGCCAUCAGCUAUGUAAUGACCCAUCACCCGACCAUGGCCGCAUGCUUUUCGGAGAAUGCCAUGGUACCUUCAGUUGUGCAGAACAUUAUUUUGGCUCUUUUACAUCAAGAUCUCACCAUCGAAGGCAUCUUUCGAAAGAACGGCAACAUUCGAGAGCUAAAGGAAACCUGCGACAUGGUCGACAAGGGACACGAUUACACGCAGCUACUGUAUCACGACUCUUCUGCAAUCCAACUUGCCGCAUUAUUGAAGCGCUUUGUCCGUGAUCUCCCGGAGCCACUUUUGACAUUCAAACUGCACAAGCUAUUCCUCACUUCCUUGCAAAUGCCCACAGAAGCAGAGGCAAAGACGGUCUUGUAUUUUGCUUGUUGUAUGCUUCCUAAACCAAAUCGGGAUGUCAUGCAGCUUCUGUUCUUGUUUUUGAACCAUGUGGCAUCGUUGCACGAACAUAACAAAAUGGAUAUCCACAACAUUGCCCGAAUAUUCAGUCCGAGUGUCCUAUACGCUUCUCCUGUCCAGCAGCAGCAACAGCAGCAGCAACCUCAGCAUAAUACCAGAGAUGAGAUCGAAGUUGUUCAAAUGUUGAUCAAAUACCAGCCCGAUUUUACCAUGGUAAGGGCCGAAAGGCACUCCUCUCUAUUGCUGCUGGCUUCACUCGAAAAAGGAGGCCAAGAGAUUCUGACACUGUACCAUGUUGAUCUUCUUAGGUGCCACAAGAAUUUACCUUAUUAAUGCAAGACACUAGUAUGAUGAAGGCACUCUAUAACGCCGAUUUGACAUCAUCCAAGGAGUUCGUCCGCACUUACGCCAGCUUAAUGAAACUAAGAAAAAAUGCUAAUAGUACCACGUCGCGUCCUGGCGAAGUUGGCAAUAUAUCCUCCUUGGCAACACGGUCCGCCGUUGUUCUUCCGACCACCACGCCUCAACAGCAACAAGUUGGAAGGUGAAAAUAACUCACUUUGUAGCAGUCCUCGUUUUUAUUAUAUACACUUCCCCCCACCCACCUUUGUAUAGCCCAGUAUUAUAUGUCUAGUGCUUACCACUACUAUUAUAUGUAUAAACAACAACCUACUUGUGAUAAGAAAAGAAAGUUUUUUGAUACAUCUUACGACACUCUGUUCCGAUGAGUUAUAACGUUUUUUUG
This is a messenger RNA of Zychaea mexicana, 4224 nucleotides long. RefSeq lists its product as uncharacterized. The record is from RefSeq and is a predicted model, not a curated record. Bases 225 to 3812 code for a protein of 1195 amino acids. NCBI's taxonomy places the organism in Eukaryota, Fungi, Mucoromycota, Mucoromycetes, Mucorales, Lichtheimiaceae. Gene Ontology annotation, cellular component: cytoplasm. Gene Ontology annotation, biological process: regulation of GTPase activity; signal transduction. The transcript has 9 exons.